Molecule: messenger RNA, 6403 nt
Organism: Nyctereutes procyonoides (raccoon dog)
Lineage: Eukaryota; Metazoa; Chordata; Mammalia; Carnivora; Canidae
Gene: ZBTB25
Product: zinc finger and BTB domain containing 25
Exons: 3
Coding region: 698-2005 (435 amino acids)
Biological process (GO): regulation of transcription by RNA polymerase II
Cellular component (GO): nucleus
Molecular function (GO): protein binding; RNA polymerase II cis-regulatory region sequence-specific DNA binding; DNA-binding transcription factor activity, RNA polymerase II-specific
Source: RefSeq, a predicted model, not a curated record
UUCGCGGGCGGCCGCGCGGCCCCUCGCGCAAGUGGGCGGGCCUCCUGCUGCAAACGGCGAGGCGCUGCGGCCACUGGCCUCUCUUCCCCGCCCCCGUUUGUGAUUACCCCGUUUCUAGGGCAGGAAGUUCCUCCCCACCAUAAUUCAUUUCUUCCUUUUUUUUCAGAUUAUAUUAAUCUCAUCCUGAGUAAAUCCAGUUUUUCUUUGUAAAGUCUGCCCGAUCAUUAACUGCUUCCCUAGCACUCGUUAUUUGGAGCAAUGAAGCUACUUAGGCAGCACCUAGUGCUGUACUUGGAGUUUGACAGCCUCUAACAGGUUUCAUAAAGUAAUGCCCAUCCCCCCCCCAGGAAAUUACAUUUGGCAUUCAUUCUCCUGAGACUCAAGGGUUUUUUGUUUUGUUUUGUUUUUUGUUUUUUUGGCAAAACUGUUGAUUCUCACAGGAUUUUGUCAAGUGUGUAAAGCACACUUUGGGAUGACAGAUUUUAAAAGCUGAAAGGGGCCUACCAGGAAAUCCAGUUCAUCCUUCUGUUUUACAGACGAAGACACCCCGUCUAAGGAACGCGUAGUUUGAAUCUAAGCCCUACACCUUUUUGAGUAACUGGACUCCAGGGUUCCAGGCCUUGGGCCCUCCACCACACCAGGAGCGCAGUGCCAGUUUAACCCACUCCCUGUAGAGACCAUUUGCCAGAGAGCCACAAUGGACACAGCUAGCCAUAGCCUUGUCCUUCUGCAGCAGCUGAACAUGCAGCGAGAAUUUGGUUUUCUGUGUGAUUGCACAGUUGCCAUUGGAGAUGUUUACUUCAAAGCCCACAGAGCAGUGCUUGCUGCUUUUUCUAACUAUUUCAAGAUGAUAUUCAUUCACCAAACAAGUGAAUGCAUAAAAAUACAACCAACUGACAUCCAGCCUGACAUAUUCAGCUAUUUGUUGCACAUUAUGUACACGGGGAAAGGGCCAAAACAGAUUGUGGAUCACAGUCGUUUGGAGGAAGGGAUUCGAUUUCUUCACGCCGACUACCUUUCUCACAUUGCCACUGAAAUGAAUCAAGUGUUCUCACCAGAGACUGUGCAGUCCUCAAAUUUGUAUGGCAUUCAGAUCUCAACGACCCAAAAAACAGCCGUCAAACCAGGGCUGGAGGUCAAAGAAGCUCCUUCCAAUAACAGUGGAAACAGAGCUGCUGUCCAGGGUGACCACCCCCAGUUGCAGCUCUCUCUUGCUAUUGGGCUGGAUGAUGGCACUGCAGAGCAGCAGAGGGCCCAUCCUGCUGCCCAGGCCCUGGAGGAGCACCAGAAACCCCCAGUGUCCAUCAAGCAGGAGAGAUGUGACCCAGAAUCUGUGAUCUCCCAGAGCCACCCCUCACCCUCAUCAGAGGUGACAGGCCCCACUUUCACCGAAAGCAGUAUCAAAAUACACUUAUGCCAUUACUGUGGGGAACGUUUUGAUUCCCGUAGUAACCUAAGACAACAUCUCCAUACCCAUGUGUCUGGAUCCCUCCCAUUUGGUGUCCCUGCUUCCAUUCUGGAAAGCAAUGACCUUGGUGAAGUGCAUCCACUUAAUGAAAAUAACGAGGCUCUUGAACGCCACAGGCUCAGCUCUUUCAUUGUCAAGGAGAACGAGCAGCAGCCUGACCGCUCAAACCAGGGUGCCACAGAGCCUCUGCAGAUCAGUCAAGUGUCUUUGAUCUCCAAAGACACAGAGCCAGUAGAAUUAAACUGUAAUUUUUCCUUUUCAAGGAAAAGAAAAAUCAGCUGUUCCAUCUGUGGUCAUAAAUUUCUCCGAAAAAGCCAAUUGCUAGAACACAUGUAUACACACAAAGGUAAAGCUUACAGAUACAACCGAUGCCAAAGGUUUGGCAAUGCGUUAGCCCAGAGAUUUCAGCCGUAUUGUGACAGCUGGUCUGAUGUCUCCCUGAAAGGUUCUCGCUUGUUACAAGAACAGUUAGAUUCAUCUUGUGCCUUAGAGUCAGAGCUCACGCAAGAAAAUGUGGACACUAUCCUUGUGGAGUAGCAGUUUCUCCUUCAUAAUUUUUAUAUCCAUUCUAAAAAAAAAUCACAUGUAUUUUUAUUCAUGGAUUAUUUUCCUCUUCACCUUCUAUUAACUUUUUACCAGUUAGCCAUAGUUUUAAGGUUGUAUGUAUAGUAGGUCUAAUUAUUGUAAGAUAUGUUAUACAUAUGGCUUUUAAAAUGUAACCUUCAAGUAGAGCUAUGGACAUUCAUAAAUCACAAUUUAGAAAUCAGAAAUCAAUGUAGGAAUUAUGGAACUUGAGACCAAAUAGUUAUUUAUAUAAUUUCUAAGUUGUAGAAUCAGUAAAAACCAAAUUGAAAAUGAAGUAAAUGAAAUUGUUUUUAAAGAAUAUCCUACACUAUUAUUUUAGGCUAAUUUUUCACAUGAAUAUGCCACUAUGAAGACUAUUUAAAACUAUGUUCUGCCAUAUAGGAAGUUAUUUUAAUGCAUAGCUAUAUGUUAUGAUGUAUACAAAUUUUGUUUUAUGGUAUAGCUACAUAUUAUCAUAAGUAGUUUUUAUUUUUUUUCUUUUUCUUUUUUUUCAUAAGUAGUUUUUAAAUCACUUUUUACUUAUUAGCUCUGCAGCAUCUUAUAUGGCUUUUAUUUAUUUCUUGACAUUGAGCAUACCUCAUUUUUAAUUAAAAAUAUUUUAGUGAAAAGAGAGAAAGGGAGAAGAUUCAGACAUUAAAAUAAAAUCCCAAGGAGAGAGAAAUAGGAAUAUACAUACAGAUAGAUAAACACAGAGACAGAAGUUGAAAUAGGUCUACACUAAACCCGGUAUUGUUACCUUAUUGUAGAGCAUUUCCUUAACAACCAUAAGAGCAAUUAGAGUUGUUUGUUUGUUUGUUUGUUUUUUUAUGACCAUCAGUUUAAAGAGGAAAAUGGUAAAAUAGAAAUUAUCUUUCUACUCUUAGUGUCAGAGGAUUUUCUAGGCUGCCUCAGUUGAUGUUAAUUUUCUAAGUAUCACUUGAAAAAGUAAUUUUUCAAUGACACAGUUUUCUUUUUUUUUUUCUGGCCCAUAAAACCAGCAGAGUAGAUACAGUCAAUGUCCUAGAAUUAUGUCUAAAAUCCAUGAUAGCUUUCCCUUUGUGAAUAAACUUAGCUCCCUUUUAUAGCAGUGAAACUUAACACAGCUAAAACAUCAGAAAAAUUAAAAUUGAGGGACUAAAUGAUAGAUUCUCCUGCUUUAUGUAGCUGGGGAAAAAGCUGGUCAAAGUUCACCACAAAGGAUAGAUCUAAAUUGUUCCUGAAAUGUUUAAAUUUCAAAGAUUAGUCAAGAAUAACAAAAGAGAAAAGCUUUAAAACAGUCUCAUCUUUCUUGUAUGCUGUCCUGUUCAAUUCAAAGCCUCACAGACAUGUUUAAAAAUCUGGCUUGUGAGGCUUAGAAAUUAUACAGAAACUCAGAGCUCCUUCAUGACUGCAUCCUUCUGAGGACAUCUGACAGUGUCAGGGUUCAGGUUAGAAGGGAGCUCAAAGAGUAAUCUAGCUUAGUCUAAGGGCACAAAGGUUUUCUGUGGGUAAACAGGUUAGGUGAAUUAUGAAAUGAUAAGUUUUUCUUGAAAGCUGAAUGAAGAAACCACAGUUGAGUUUCUGCCUCAGACAAGUAACUAAAACUUCUUGGGGUCAAGAUUGAGAUGUGUUGAGAAAAAAAUCUAGCUAUUGAUAGAGGAUCAAUUAUAUUGGGAGUGGCUAAAAACAAAUGUGUUACACUUUGGAGUCAGAACUUCCUUGAAUCUUAAGUCAUUCUAGCAAUUGUGCAAAUUUAUACUACCCUGAAAGAUUUCAUCUCCUAGGAUGAACACAAAUAUUGACAUUGAUGUCAUUAUUUUAGGCUAUUCAGGAUAUAAUCCCUACCCUUCUUCAAGUACAAUUUUCUCAUCAGUAUAACAAAUUUUCUGAUUUCUUUCUUCUCUGUUCUUUCCUUCUUGCUCAGUCAUUAGACCUUGACAUAAGAAGUAUGUAGUUAAAGGGUGGGAUUGGGGUGCACAUGAGUUGAGGGGUAGGGCAGCAGUUCAGGGUAGAGUCUGGAGAAAUUGUAAGAGUUUGCUGUGGCUGAGGGGCCAUAGCAGACAACAUUAAUUUAAAAGUGAAAUAUAAAAAAAAAAUGUGAAAUAUAUCUACAUUUGUUGAGUGUUAAGAAUGUGAUGGUUAGCUAUAUUUUUAUCCUUAUUCAUAUAGUUCCUUUUAAUAUUAUAAAUUCAAAGCCAAUGUUCUUUUUUUAGUCUUCAUAAUAUUCUGUUUUAGGAUAUGGAAAAAUGUUAACUCCAUUUUAUAGGAAAAAAGUCCCAAGAAAUAGGUUCCAGAUAGCCAGUGAAUAGCGAUGUUGGGACUGACCCCAGUUACAUUUUUUACAUUCAUUCAGCAGACAUAUAUUUUUAAAAUAGCUGUUACAUGAUCAAUGCUGUGCCCUGAGUGUAAUUUUUAAAGACAUGGUUCCUUACUAAGAAAAUCUGCUUGUAUAAAAAAAGUCCUUCAGGCUAAGCCCUUUAGUUUGGAUCAUGUCAUCUACAAAAUGGAGCUAUAAUCUUAACCAUAUAAUAACGGUUUGCAUAAUGAUUACCAAGCUCUUCAAAUGGGAAAUGCUAUAUGCACCUUAAUCAGUGUGUUAGGCAAAUACUAAAAAGACAUUUUCUUCUUGAAUCAGAUUAGAAUUUUCCCUUCUUUACUGAUCCUACAUAGAGUUGUUUUCUGGAGAGAAACAGAUUUGUUUCAGUAUUUGUCCCGAUUAGCGUAUUGUCACAACUCUGGAACUUGUAAGUGUAGUUUGCCUUAUAAGGGAACCAAAAUCUCUUGAUUUAUGUGUUUUAAGAUUAUUAUUUCUUGCUCUGCUUUUCUGAUUUCCCAUUAAGUGGAUGUAAGCAAUACCUACCUCACAGGGGUGUUGUGAGGAUUUGUACUAAAAUUGUGUUAAGUUUGGGGCACCUGAGUGGUUCACCCAGUUUUGAUUUUGGCUUAGGUCAUGGUCUCAGGGUCCUGAGAUUGAGCCCCACGUUGGGCUCCAUGCUGGGCGUGGAGCCCGCUUAAGAUUCUUUCUCUCCAUUCCUCUCCCUCUGCCCUCUACCCCCUUCUCUAUAGAAAAAAAAAAUGUGUUAAAUUCUCUUAGUAUUCUUAAUAAAAACCAACCAUAUAAAGAAAAUUACAUGUAUUCUAUGGCUAAACCUAACCUGGAUCCUAACCAGGAUUCUAACCCGUAAACUCUUAGAAUAUCUUAGAAUAUACUAUUUAAUACUCAAUUGACACAAUUCUUAUUUUUAUUUUUAAGAAAUAUUCUAGAGAGAGCAAUGUUGCUGGAAUUCCUUUUCUACUGUAGUUUAACCACCUGUUAAAGAAGGAUAUUAGUCCUUUGGCAUUAUAGGGAAUAAAAUCUUUGCAUUUCAGCUUCAUGGAAAGUUCCCCCAAAUGUAUUGUUUACGCAUGGAAAAAGGAAAAGAAAGCAAUGGAGAAAAUAUCAUUUUCUUUAGAUCAUCUAAAAAGUAAAUGGGGACAAGAAAUAGAGUGGGGAUAAUAACAUUGUAAUUCAUUAUUGGAAGUAAUUCAUAAUGGAAAAGCCUCACUUUAAACUGAAGGAAAUACAUAUUAAUCAUGGAAAAAGAGGCUGGAAAAUGGUAUUUCCAUGUUAUCUGCACAGGCAAAAUCUUACUGUUGUAAUCAAGAUCCUUGAUAAGUGUCAUUUUUUUAUAAGUGUCAUUUUUUAGUAGUAAUUGAGGUAAAAUAAGUCACAUGAAAAGAUUUCAUAAUGAGAUCUGUGUCUUUGUAUAUUUUAAACUAAAUGUAGCCCUGUUGUAUUUUAUUAUAAUUAAUUUUUAAAUUCCUAAGAGUGAAAUCAACAAAUGAUUGUUCUCUGCUGGACUUCCAUGUUUGUAUGGUUGGACUUUUUGAAAACUGGUAAGAUUAUACAGUCCCAAGUGUGGAUGUCUUAAGUACAAGGAAUCACAGACUGAGAUUUUUGUCUUCAAGACCUGGAAGGAUCCAUUGUGCUUCAGGAUGCAUCUGUGCUUAGUAGGUAGUGCUCCAACGCAUUUGACAUUAACUGCCAUUAACUCUGCUAUUUUGUGCCAAAUAAAGUCAUUUAGUCAGACUAGAUAAAAUAUCAACUUAAAAUCAUUUCAAAGAAAUGUGGAUUUCAAAAACAUGUGCAAUUUAAAAAAAAAGGUCCAGUGAAGAAAUCUUCCAAGUACAAGUAACACAUGGCAAAUAUAGGAGAUUGUGGUGAAUGGUGCAUUGUAUGGUUGAACUCUUCCACCUUGUGUGCUUUGAGUUUGCUUCAGAAACAUUAUUUUAGAAAGUUUUGUACCCUCUAUUUGGAAUGAAAACAGUGGAUUUUAUGUAUUUUAUCAUGACAAAUAAAUUGUGACAUGACCAUAAACAAAACCUUUUUUUAGUCUAGCUUAUACAUAGUGU